ACUUUGUCUGAGGUGCUUCUGUGUUAGAGCACAAAACGCCCCCGCAAAAAAAGAAAUAAAAGCUCACCCGAAAAAGUGAAGAUCGGUGCGUGAUCGCGUGGUUAGGAAUUUGUUUCAUUGUUGUUCUUUUUUCGGCAGUUCUUGAUUAUUAAAUUAACCAUGAAAUUGAUCAUCUGCAGCAGCGUACUUAUGAUGGCCGUAUGGACCCUGGCAGCACCUCAGGGCCCCAAAAGUGAUCCAAUCGCCAUCAUUAGUCAGGACACAAACAUAGAACCAGAUGGAUCGUAUCAGUAUAGCUAUGAAACUGCCAAUGGGAUUAAGGGUCAGGAAACAGGAACACUGAAGCGUGCUACAAAUCCCGAUACAAGUGACGUGAUCGUGGCUCAAGGAUCAGUUUCCUACACAUCCCCAGAAGGACAACUCAUCUCCUUGGUGUACUCAGCUGACGAUGAGAAUGGUUUUGUGCCUCAAGGUGAUCAUCUACCAACGAGCCCUCCAAUUCCACCGGCAAUUGAGAAGGCUCUCCAGUACAUCCAAUCCAAGUCACGGAAAGAAUCAUCUUGCGAGGUGGAUAUAAAAGCCACAGGCGCAGUUGGGACGGGCAUCAUUUUUGUUCUUUUUGCAUUCGUGGCUUGUGCUUUUGCCGCUGAAAUUAGGGAUAAGGAGGAGGUACCCAUUCUCAGGCAGGAGAAUGUUGUGGAACACGAUGGGAAAUAUCAUUAUGCCUUUGAACUUGGCGAUGGUACCAAAGCCGAGCAAGACGGGGAACUGAAGCAGAUUGAUCCUGAGAAUGCUGGUGAGAGCGUUAAGGGUUCCUACAGCUACACCGGAGACGAUGGUGUCGUCUACAGCGUGAGCUACGUUGCUGAUGAGAAUGGCUACGUUCCCGUUGGUGAUCACCUUCCUCAGCCACCACCAAUCCCAGAAGCCAUUCAGAAGGCUCUCGCCUACCUGGCUACCGCCCAACCUCCACUUGCGGACAAAGCUUAA
Molecule: messenger RNA, 990 nt
Organism: Lutzomyia longipalpis
Lineage: Eukaryota; Metazoa; Arthropoda; Insecta; Diptera; Psychodidae
Exons: 7
Coding region: 160-990 (276 amino acids)
Cellular component (GO): chitin-based extracellular matrix
Molecular function (GO): structural constituent of chitin-based larval cuticle
Source: RefSeq, a predicted model, not a curated record